AUGAAACUCCUUCACGGCCCUCUCCCCAGCCACAGAUCUGUCAUUUACUCCAUCAUUUAUAGUGAUGCAACAGGACAGAGAGGAAUGGAUAAAAAUAUUGGCGAGCAACUCAAUAAAGCUUAUGAAGCCUUUCGACAGGCAUGCAUGGAUAGAGAUUCUGCAGUAAAAGAACUACAGCAAAAGACUGAGAACUAUGAGCAGAGAAUACGUGAGCAACAGGAACAGCUGUCACGUCAGCAAACGCUCAUUGACAAACUCAAGUCACAGUUACUUCUGGUGAAUUCCAGUCGAGAUAACAGUUGUGGCUAUGUUCCCCUGCUUGAAGACAGUGAAGCAAGGAAGAAUAAUUUGACUCUUGAUCAGCCUCAUGAUAAAGCAAAAUCAGGAAUACCAAGAGAAAAAGAAUCAAAGGUAAGAAGACAAGAGGUUUCCUCUCCAAGAAAAGAAACUUCAUCAAGGAGUCUUGGUAUUCCUUUAUUCCAUGAAAGGAGCUAUAUAGAGAAGACUUUCUGGGAUCUGAAAGAAGAAUUUCAUAGAAUAUGCGUGCUAGCUAAAGCACAAAAAGAUCACUUAAGCAAACUUAAUGUACCAACCACUGCAGCUGAGACACAGUGCUCUAUGCCUAUACAGUGUACGGAUAAAACAGAUAAACAAGAAGUGCUGUUUAAGCCUCAGGCAAAAGAUGAUAUAAAUAGAGGUGCACCAUGCAUCACAUCUGUCACACCAAGAGGACUGGGCCAAGAUGAGGAAGACACAUCUUUUGAAUCACUUUCUAAAUUCAAUGUCAAGUUUCCACCUACGGACAGUGACUCGACUUUCUUACAUAGCACUCCAGAAAGACCCGAUGUCCUUGGUUCUGUCACAGCUGAGACUGUGUGCCAGGAUCAGUUUAAUAUGGAGCCCAGAGACAAUCCAGGAAACUUUGUCAAAACAGAAGAAACUUUAUUUGAAAUUCAGGGAAUUGACCCCAUAGCUUCAGCUAUACAAAACCUUAAAACAACUGACAAAACAAAACCCUCAAAUCCUUGUAUUAGGACAUCUCUGGACAGAGCUCCGUGUUUGCCACCUGGAGACCAUAAUGCAUUAUUUGUAAAUACAUUCCCACUUCAGGACCCAUCUGAUGCACCUUUUCCUUCACUCGAUUCCCCAGGAAAAGCUAUCCGAGGACCACAGCAGCCCAUUUGGAAGCCCUUUCCUAAUCAAGACAGUGACUUAUCGGUACCAAGUGGCACAGGCUCUGAACUGCAUAUACCUCGAGUAUGUGAAUUCUGUCAAGCAGUUUUCCCACCAUCCAUUACAUCCAGGGGGGAUUUCCUCCGGCAUCUUAAUUCACACUUCAAUGGGGAGACUUAA
This is a messenger RNA of Rangifer tarandus platyrhynchus (Svalbard reindeer), 1353 nucleotides long. NCBI's taxonomy places the organism in Eukaryota, Metazoa, Chordata, Mammalia, Artiodactyla, Cervidae. The record is from the annotation of a GenBank genome assembly.